This is a messenger RNA of Lichtheimia ornata, 426 nucleotides long. Its product is annotated as secondary thiamine-phosphate synthase enzyme. The record is from RefSeq and is a predicted model, not a curated record. The transcript has 5 exons. The coding region runs from base 1 to 426 and encodes 141 amino acids. Lineage: Eukaryota; Fungi; Mucoromycota; Mucoromycetes; Mucorales; Lichtheimiaceae.
AUGUCCUGGUUUCAAAAGCAAGUUCGUCUCUCUCCUCGUCCAAGAGGCUGCCAUCUUGUCCAUGACGAGAUUGUGAGUCAAGUACCAGAGAUCAGGCAGUUCAAAGUAGGCAUGGCCAACGUCUUUUUGCAACAUACAUCGGCCAGCCUUAUGCUAAACGAGAAUGCGGAUCCCACAGUGCAAGCCGACAUGUCCAUGGGGUUGAACAAGAUUGUUCCAGAAGAUUGGCCUUAUCAGCAUGAUUACGAAGGCUCUGAUGAUAUGCCUGGACAUUUGAAGAGCGGCAUCGUUGGUGUCUCACUCAAUAUCCCAAUCACAAAUGGAUCGCUCAAUACUGGCACUUGGCAAGGCAUUUACUUGUGCGAGCACAGAAAUCAUGGUGGAUCUCGUCGCUGCGUGGUUACUAUUCAAGGAGAGAAGAAAUAG